CAUUAGAACUCCAUAUCCCAGGAACACCCGCAGGAGAUCAACAAUCCCUUUUGCGCGAAAACGCAAUUUUAUAAAAUCAAUGUCCUCCCCAAUUGGAGCAAAUGAUGAUGAAGAUGAGGUGGAGUUUGUGUCAGAGGCUCCACUCAGACCUGUACUGGAAUGUAUUGAUUUACUGAGUGAUGGGGAAGACGAUGGAAGUUUACCCACAGCCGAGACAAUUGAAGAUGAGAAUGACCGACAGAAAGCUCAGGUCACCUCCACUUUGGACAGAUUAGCUCGCCAAGUGGCUGUGGCGAAUAAGGAAAGAGUAGAGAAGUGUAAAGCCUUCAAGGAGAAGCAAAUCUCACAAAAGGCUCAUGGACGGCAGGAGCUGGCAUUUAGUCCCAAUGGUAACGCAUACGACGCCAAGCGCUGUGUGGAUAUGUGGUUAAAGAUGCCAGGUGUGAAACCUGGGGUCAUCAAUACUGGAGCUAGCUGGAGACGCAGACAGGUCCCCUUUCCCACCAGUAGCUCAUCCACACAUACCUGUCCAGUGAUCAACUGUGGUCGGGUUUAUGACAACGUACCUCUCCUAGAAGGUCACUUGAAAAGGUUUGACCACUCUCCUUGUGACCCGACCAUCUACCUGAAAGGAAGCUCAGCUGAGCUGUUUGCUUGCGUUGCUUGUGGUCUUAAUUUUGAAACCAAAGAAGCUUGGAAGGUGCAUCAGCAGUCAAAGCUGUCCUUCCCUGAUAAAGACCAUGACCACACUCAGACCUGCCAGCCGAUCGUGUGCUUCGCCUGCCCUGCCUGCUAUCUCCUCUUUUACAUCAGGGACGAGUGCCUCCAGCAUAUGUCAGCCAAAAACCACUUCUCUCAGUCCAUCGUCAUGAGUGAAACUAAAGGGACAGCAUUGCCAGUUCCUUUCCCACGAUAUGCAAAGAAUCGUCUCAUUGCUUUGUGUAAGGAAGUUUCAUUCAGCGUGAGAUGUACGACAUGCCAGAAGGGGCUUAACUCACACAUGGAAGCACAGGCCCACUUCAAUGUGCAGUGCAGACAGGGCGCUGCCAAGGCUGAGGCAGAGAGAACAGUGGUGCAGGUCAUGAAACAACUACAAGUGCUGGGCCAGUGCGCAGUGUGUUGCAAACUGUUCCUCAACCAAGGUGAUGUUGAGAGGCAUAAAGAAUUGAGUCAGCACAAUACUGAGGUCAACUGCACCAUGGAAAAGGCAAUUCUGCUCUACAGCAAUUUCUAUGAAAUCCAACACGCCAAGAGGGCUGCAGCGACUUCACGGCCCAAACAGUCAAAAGGUUCUGUAACCCCCUCUCAGAAGAGGGACAAGGAGAGAGGUGAUUCUGUUGGAUCCCCAGCCAAGCGCCAGAGAUGCGGGGGAGCUUUGAAUGGCAGCGCUGGGCCCUCAAGGAGUUGCUUGAUAGUGGCAUGGUUUUGUGAGUGUGGCCAGCGCUUUUCAGAGGAGGACACUGCCAGCAAGCACCUUUUUGCUGCCAAUCAUAUCUUCCAUCAAUGUGGCGUGUGUGGAAAGCAUAUGGGCGAGUCGUCCAUCACUCGCCUGCACAUGAGCCGUUUUCACGGCGGUGCCCACCUCUCAAACUUCCUCUUUCACUGCCGGCUGUGCAAGGUUGACAUGCCGCGUCACGAGGACAUCCUGUUGCAUGUGUCAGAGGCCCACAGUGGACACACUUACUUCAGGGAGAGAGCGGUAUCGGACGAGGAGCCUGCUCCCAUUCCCUAUGCCAAACCCUCCACCAGUGGAAGACCCAGCGCCCUCAAUGAUAUCAGGACUAGAACUACAACUCCCACACCUCCUCCCAAACAGGAUGAGAGGUGGAUUUGCAGGAUGUGUGAAGACAUCUUUAACUCGGAGCGAGCUGUGCACAAGCACUGCAGAGACGUGAGCAACCACAGUUUCCAGAGAUUUUCCUGUGGCCACUGCCCACAGAAGUACUUCAAGGAGGCCACAGUACGCAGGCACUGUGUGAACGAGCACAGCAACCAAAUAGUGACGCGGUACUUCUGCGGGCUCUGUGACAGCAUGGAGUAUGACACUGAGGGGGAGUUCCAAGAGCACUAUAGGGGCCUUCACAGUAAGGACUACUACCGCAUGGAUGAGCCUGAGGUUGAUAGACCCAUUGAGGCCGAAAACUCCAGAUCCAGUCCAUUGGCAACAGCCAGUGACAGGCAUGAAUGUCUCUGUCCAUGCAUGUCAUCAGAAAAGGACAAAGAUGAAAGGAAGGCUACCUUCACACGAUGCAUGAAGCGGCUAUCCAGUGAAAACGAAUGCAGCUACGUGUGUGUACCAUGCGAUGUCCAGGUGUCCUCCUUUUCCCAGAUAAAGACUCAUGUCCACACUCAACACAAAGCCUUGGGGCUAGAGAAUACCUUUGACGUGGUGUGUGGAUCCUGUCAGGAGAGUCAUAAGGACGUUCCCAGUUUCCAUAACCACUACCACUCCCAGCACUGCCCUCUGGAACCAUGCUCAAGCUCCAGGGAUGGAGGUGAGAGUCGUAUGGGGAAGGCAGCAGCUUCCUCCCCUGUCAAGACAUUGGUUGCUAUGGAGAUCAAACCAGAAGUGAAUGAGGAGGAGUUUGAAGAUGUGAAACAUGCCAUUGCUAUGAACUUGGAUGAGGUCAGAGAUGACACUGAAGCUCAUGGAGGUGAAUCUGAUGAGGAGAUGAAGCGUGCCUUGGCUUUAAGUGUGGAAGACCCAAGAGAGCCAACUGACGUUGAUAUUGCAUUACAUGCUUGAAGAAUAACCUCGGUAGAUGGAGGAAGCGCUCAAAAGAAGCCUUUUGGAAUACUGAUCAGCGAAUGUUAUUUUCUGGGAACCUGUCAUUCAUUUGGUUUAUGGCAUUUUAUGUUUUAUGUGUAACAUAUCAGCUACUUUCAACAACACUUCAAGACAGGGUUGGACCGAUGUGAUUACACAGUAAUAACUAGUAACAACAUUAUUUGUGAACUAUAAAGAUUGAGCCAUACCAUGUAUGCAUCUUUAUCACAUGUUCAGAGCUUUUUAUUUAAUUUAAUAAAGAUGUUAAUUAUUUUCUCUUUC
Oncorhynchus gorbuscha (pink salmon) is the source of this 3049-nucleotide messenger RNA. RefSeq names its product E3 SUMO-protein ligase ZNF451-like. The transcript has 14 exons. Gene Ontology annotation, molecular function: sequence-specific DNA binding; DNA-binding transcription factor activity, RNA polymerase II-specific. Lineage: Eukaryota; Metazoa; Chordata; Actinopteri; Salmoniformes; Salmonidae. Gene Ontology annotation, cellular component: nucleus. Gene Ontology annotation, biological process: regulation of transcription by RNA polymerase II. Bases 80 to 2746 code for a protein of 888 amino acids. The record is from RefSeq and is a predicted model, not a curated record.